AUGGCCGGUGUAAUUUUGGUUGAGCGGAGGCGUGCCGCUAUUGUCCAACUCUUGAAACCUGGAAAGCCGCCCAAGCAGUUAGAACCGCACCGACCCACCAGCCCCACCCCCAUUGUCAGUGAGGUUGCUGAGAACAUGAUACCGACUGAAGGGGCUGCUUUGGGUAUGGAUGCCGCGUCCCCACCAGCACGCGAGCCACAGUGUACGCACCGCGGCGGUGUAGCUGCCCCACGUGGCUCACAAAGCGGGGCGCAACGGAGACGGUUAAUUCCCCGCGCGCCGCUGCAAGACCUACGGUGA
This is a messenger RNA of Trypanosoma rangeli, 300 nucleotides long. RefSeq lists its product as uncharacterized. NCBI's taxonomy places the organism in Eukaryota, Euglenozoa, Kinetoplastea, Trypanosomatida, Trypanosomatidae. Bases 1 to 300 code for a protein of 99 amino acids. The record is from RefSeq and is a predicted model, not a curated record. The transcript has a single exon.